AUGGCUCUUGAACAAGGAGCUCCUACUGUCUGUAAGGUCCCCUUAGCAGUCAGCCUAAUAUGUAUCAUCUGUAGGACUCACCCUCUUGUCUCUUGUCUUUGGUCAGGGUACUCCAGGGACACGUCCUUCCUGGAGAUGGUGGUGGACAUCAUCCAGGAGCUAAAGAGGGCCAACCCCAGUCUGGUUUAUGUGUGUGACCCUGUGCUUGGCGAUCAUGGUUCCAUGUAUGUGCCUGAAAACCUCCAUCCUGUCUAUAAGAACAAGGUGGUCCCGGUUGCUGACAUCAUCACUCCCAAUCAGUUUGAAGCAGAGUUAUUGACUGGGAAAAACAUCAGCACAGAGAAAGAGGCUGUGGAGGUGAUGGAUCUGCUCCAUGCGAUGGGUCCAGACACAGUUGUCAUCACCUCGUCUGACCUGCCCUCCAGACUGGGAGACCAGUUCCUGGUUUCUCUUGGAAGCCAACGCACUGUUCACCCAGACGGGAGCAGAUCCACACAGAGGGUGCGGAUGGACGUGCCCAAGGUGGAUGCUGUGUUUGUGGGCACUGGAGAUCUCUUCGCUGCUAUGCUGCUAGCAUGGACACACCACUAUCCCAAUGAUCUGAAGACAGCCUGUGAGAAGACCUUCUCAGUUAUGCACCAUGUCAUCCAGAGGACCAUAUCUUAUGCGCACGAGCUGGCCGGCCCUGGGAGGCGGCCCAGCCCGCCCCAGCUGGAGCUGCGGAUGGUCCAGAGCAAGGCUGACAUAGAGGACCCAGCUAUCGUCAUGAGGGCCACCGUCAUAUCCUAACAUCGACACCCUCAGACUCAUGCUCCACCUUAUAGCCCUGAAGAGAACACCUGAUGUUCCUCGUCAGUGAUCGCUCUCUGUACCCCCGAUAGUAGAACACCUUCAGUCCGUUGUCACCCUUACAAAACCUUUCCC
Molecule: messenger RNA, 924 nt
Organism: Gadus chalcogrammus (walleye pollock)
Lineage: Eukaryota; Metazoa; Chordata; Actinopteri; Gadiformes; Gadidae
Gene: pdxkb
Product: pyridoxal (pyridoxine, vitamin B6) kinase b
Exons: 9
Coding region: 1-789 (262 amino acids)
Biological process (GO): pyridoxal 5'-phosphate salvage
Cellular component (GO): cytosol
Molecular function (GO): pyridoxal kinase activity
Source: RefSeq, a predicted model, not a curated record